Messenger RNA from Hippopotamus amphibius kiboko, 8275 nucleotides. RefSeq names its product regulation of nuclear pre-mRNA domain containing 1B (gene RPRD1B). The coding region runs from base 402 to 1247 and encodes 281 amino acids. Gene Ontology annotation, molecular function: RNA polymerase II C-terminal domain binding. The record is from RefSeq and is a predicted model, not a curated record. Gene Ontology annotation, cellular component: RNA polymerase II, holoenzyme. NCBI's taxonomy places the organism in Eukaryota, Metazoa, Chordata, Mammalia, Artiodactyla, Hippopotamidae. The transcript has 7 exons. Gene Ontology annotation, biological process: mRNA 3'-end processing.
GCGCGAGCGGUCAAAGCGCCUUCCGGAGGCCGUCGAAGUGAGUUCUUUUCCGUGUCUGUGGCUUUCGGAGCGCUCCGAGCAAGAUUCAAAGAGGACUUCGGCACUGGAGGGGGGUUUUUCUGCACUUUGAUCUCCGCCCUCCCAUUCUUCCUCCACUCCGGCCCUUGCCCUUUGACCCUGCUCUCGCGGCGGGGUGAGAGGUCGGUGGCCAUCUUGUGGCGGCGGCGCGGGCGGCUGUUACUGCGGAGACCCAUCCCCUCCCCCCCCCGGCCCCCCCGGCCGUCUGUCAGUCAGUAAAGAGUCCCGCAGGCCGCCAGGUGAGGCCCCGGCCUCGUGCCGUCGCUCUCCCCGCCGCACUGGGCGGCCCAGGCCGCUCCCUGCCGGGCCUCGCCGCCGCCACCAUGUCCUCUUUCUCGGAGUCGGCGCUGGAGAAGAAGCUCUCGGAGCUGAGCAACUCUCAGCAGAGCGUGCAGACCCUCUCCCUGUGGCUCAUCCACCACCGCAAGCACGCGGGCCCCAUCGUCUCGGUGUGGCACCGCGAGCUCCGUAAAGCCAAAUCAAAUAGAAAGCUUACUUUUCUGUACUUAGCCAACGAUGUCAUUCAAAACAGUAAAAGGAAAGGACCUGAAUUCACUAGAGAAUUUGAGUCUGUCCUUGUGGAUGCUUUUUCUCACGUUGCCAGAGAGGCAGAUGAAGGCUGUAAAAAACCUUUAGAAAGAUUGCUGAACAUCUGGCAAGAAAGAAGUGUGUAUGGCGGCGAGUUCAUACAGCAGCUGAAGCUGUCUAUGGAGGACUCCAAGAGCCCUCCCCCCAAAGUAACAGAGGAGAAGAAGUCUCUAAAGCGAACUUUUCAGCAAAUACAAGAGGAGGAGGAUGACGACUACCCUGGAAGCUACUCUCCCCAAGAUCCUUCUGCAGGACCCCUCUUGACUGAGGAACUAAUCAAAGCUUUGCAGGACCUGGAAAACGCUGCAUCAGGGGAUGCUACUGUCCGACAGAAAAUUGCUUCUUUACCCCAGGAAGUGCAAGACGUUUCUCUUUUGGAAAAAAUAACAGACAAAGAGGCAGCUGAACGUCUUUCAAAAACAGUAGAUGAAGCAUGUCUGUUACUAGCCGAAUAUAACGGGCGCCUGGCGGCAGAACUGGAAGACCGACGCCAGCUGGCUCGGAUGUUGGUGGAGUACACCCAGAACCAGAAAGACGUUUUGUCAGAAAAGGAGAAAAAACUAGAACAUGCAGGAUCUUAGUUCCCUGACCAGGGAUCAAACCUCCACACCCUGCAAUGGAAGCACAGAGUCCUAAUUGCUGGACUGCCAGGAAAGUCCUUACUUUAAUUUUCUAAAAAGAGAGAAAAAAUGAAGAUGAAAGAAAAAUGUUUUCAAAGCAACAAAAGCUGAAAUAAUUCAUCACCAGUAGACCUGAACAAUAAGAAAUGUUAAAGGAAGUUUUUCAGACUAAAGAAAAAUGAUACCAAGAUAGAAAUCUGGAUCUACACAAAGGAAUGGAGAGCACUGAAUAUAACUCCAUGGGGAAGCAUAUGAUUUUUUCUCACAAUUUAAAUGUCUUUAAAAGAUAGUUCACUGUUGAAACAAAAUAAUGUACUUAAAAGAGUUUUAUAACAUACAAAAUAUAUGACAACAGUAGCAUAAAGUCAGAAGGGGGAGAAAUGGAAGUAUUAUUGUAACGAUCUUAUAGUAUUUGUGAUGUGUUAUAAUGUCACUUGAAGGUAGGAUGUGAUAAGGUAAAGGUAUACACUAAAAAGUUUAAAACACCAUGAAAAUAAUGAGUUGUAGCUAAUAAGUGAACAGAGGAGAUAUAAUGAAAUCAUAAAAGUUAUUCAGUUAUUUCAAAAGAAGGCAGAAAAAGGGGAAAAAAUGGAGCAAAGAAUAGAUGAGACGUAGAAAGCAAAUAGCAAGAUGAUAUGCUAAAAUCUGAUUAUAUCAGUAAUCACAUUAAAUGUCUACCUCAGUUAAAAGGCAGAGAUAGCAAGAAAUGUAAAGUGCAUAGUUCCAGGUGUCAGAAUAACCAAGGAAGACGCGACCCACGUACGCACUAGAUGGAACGAUGCUUUACUCACAGAGAGAAGAGACAGAGCCAGAUCUGCUUUAAAUGUGAGCAUUGGUUCCCCAUGGUCAGCGGGUCCUGUCCUGCAACUGACACAGGAGGAUGGUCGGCACAUGCCCCUCUUCUGCUGCAGGAGGAGGCCCCUGUUCCCUCUUCCCAGGAACCAAUAUAAGCAGUGGGGUUAGCCAGGUGCCACUUAAGCGUAACAAAAACAUGCACAUCCCCUGUUAGCAGGGAAGGAUAUUUGCAAACAAGAUGAUAUGCCCAGGACCGGCUGUGAGAACUUCUUACCUUCCUGUAAGGAAAUGUUUCAGGCCCCAGGAACACUUUCAGGCAACUGCGUAAGAGUCAUCAGGCUGUGUAUGACCACCCUUUCCAACAUAUUGACUAUCUGACCCUUUACAAAAGUUUGCCCAGCUCUGGAUUAAUGUAACAUGUACUUCAGCCCAACAGAGACCAUGAUGACUUCUGAAUUACUGGGCUGUGAGUUAAUGAGGUCUCCAUGUAUUUCCUAACAUGCACACUUUCAAAAUAUCAGAAGAUUAGGUUGGGUAGUUCUCCUCUCCCUGUACCAGGAACCCACUGGGUGAUUGUGGGCUGUUAGAUAUGCAUGUGGACUCAAAGCCAGGUUAGAAUGCAUUUCACUUCCCUGGGUGGGCUCUUUGUGAUGUUGCUACCCUGGAGGAGUCCCCUUCAGUUAAGUCUGAGGAGUCCACUUGGCAUGCUCUAGGCUAGAGCAAAGAGCCCUGAACUUGGAACCCAGGUGAAGUCCCAACUCCAUCACUGCAGAAUGGAGUGACUUUAAUUUUAUUUUUUAGUUUUUGGCUGCAUCCUGUGGCAUGUGGGAUAUUAGUUCCCCCACCAGAGAUUGAACCUGUGCCUACUGCAUUGGAAGGCGGAGUCUUAAUCACUGAACUAGCACGGAAGUCCUAGAGUGACUUUAGGCAAGUCACUCCACAUCUCAGGGUGAGGCUGACUUAUCAGGGAGAUGUAUUAUUUCCAGAUCUCCCUGGAAAUCUUGAUCCCUGUGCUUAAUAUGAACAACUGCUCGGAGAGGCAGCACAGGGAGGUUACGGGCACCAGCUCCAGACUCCAACAAUCUGAGUUUGAGUCCCAGUCUCCCCGCUUAAUUGGCACUUUGGCUGAGUGACUUUAUUCCCUGUGUCUUGGUUUCAUCAUCUGUACACUGAGGAUGAUAAUAAUAGACUCUAACUCCGAGGGUUAUGGGGAUUUAAUGAAUAUUGCUAAAGUAAGCUGAGCUACAUGAGUAUUUGUUAAAUAAAUAAAAGCUGUUUACUGAUGUGGAACAAUCCCUUGCAAACUCUGGGCAUGUGAGCCUGGGAUGUGGUACAGCUGGACUCAGCCAUUCUCUGGAGGUCAUAGAGCAAGAACUGUGUCCUCCUACAGUCAAGACAGCUGUUGUGAAAAGAUACUGAAGAGGGACACCAGCCCAUUGCAGGAGAGUAGCUAGGCCUCAAAAUCAAUCUCCCAGGAAUGAUGACCUGGAACAGUUCAGCUUGCAGAUGAGAGGGCAAAUAUGGUGGUGCUCAAUGUACAUAGAGGAAGACAGGCAUAAAAAUGGUUCUUACUUUGAGGAUAAAACUGGGGACAGGAGUUGAAAGUUUCAGUUGGGAGAGCUUCUGACCCAUUAUCAGGAAGACAUUGCCCCACCAAGGCUGGCUGAGCCUUCUUCUCUGGGGUACUGUAGAGAGCUUCUCAAUUAAGGUAGAGAGAUGAGAUGAAACCUGCAAAGGGGACUUCCCUGGUGGUACAGUGGUUAAGAAUCCACCUGCCAGUGCAGGGGAUAUGGGUUUGAUCCCUGGUCUGAGAAGACCCCACAUGCCGCUGAGUAACUAAGCCCACAAGCCACAACUGCUGAGCCUGCCUGCUGCAACUACUGAAGCCUGCAUGCCUAGAGCCUGUGCUCUGCAAAAGGAGAAGCCACAGCAAUGGGAAGCACGUGCACCACAAUGAAGAGAAGCCCCCACUCAUCACAACUGGAGAAAGCUCGUGCACAGCAACCAAGACCCAAUGCCGCCAAAAAAUAAUAAAGUUUAAAAAAGAGAGAGAAACCUGCAAGGGCCCUCCCAUGUGGAAUAGUCCUACACUCUAGUAUUUCUGUUGGCUUUGAGAUUUGAUUACUGAUAAGUGUGGUAGGAAUGAAGCCAGUGCUUUUAAAGUUCCAAAGUUUGAAGCUAGUGUCUGCCCAAAUUCCCUGGGCUACCUCCUGAUGAAGUGCUCACCGGCCUGACAUUACUCUAAGAGCCCCCCACUCCCAUGGAUUUUGAAACACGGGUUGGUGGUGACAGCUCCUGGCAAGGUCAUUGAAAGGCAAUUUAUCUGAGCACUGUCAUUGCUCAAGAACCCGAGGACAGCCCUCCAAACCCUCUUUUGAUAUCGGCACUGAUUGCCUUUGAAACUCCAAAAGGGCCAUCCAGACCCGGCCCCUAGUUUGCCCAGAAUGCAAUGGCAUCUGGAUUUCGUUUCGAUGGCCUGGCAGUCUAUGAAGUCAUUUCCAAGAGGGACUUUCUUAUCUGCCUCAGCCAAAACAAGCAUGGACAGUCCUGAUUCUGAGGUAAUUAAAGUUCAUUAAACUUUGGAAGUACAUUACAGCAUGACCUGUUAUACAUGGAUUCAGAUCAGCCAUGGUUCAAAUCAAGCUCUCCCUUCCCAUCACCAUCUCCUGACCAGCCAUGGAACAAACUGGAAGCGAACUCCCUGUCCCUAGAGGCGACAAACAGUGCCUAUUCGAUCUCUUAUCUUGGGAAUAGUUACAGAGGGGAUUCGCAAAUCCCAAUAGAACAGGGGUUGCAAACUCAAAUGCCCUCAGGACAUGAGAAGGCGAUAGGAAGGAGGGAUUUGGGCAGCUGUGCGCAGGCGAGCGUGUGACACCCGCUCUGUAGUUCAGCCAAGUGUCGAACACCGGAAGGGAAGAUCAGUAUCACCAGAUUGUCAGAUUUUUCUAAGAGAAUGUGGAAACCUGGAUUUGCAUGUAAAAAUAUUUUAGUUUUUAAAUGUUGGCAACUAAUUUGAAUACCAGUUUGGAAUAUAUAUAUUUUUGGACUAUCAGUUUGUUUGUUCUUGGAAUGCCAAUUUGUUUUGGAAUGCCAUAUUGCAUAUUUGCACGUUGAAAGUUACUCUCUGCUGAGGACCUGUGACAGGAGUUUGCACAGCUGAUCAGUCUGAGGAAGAAUCCCUGUUCGAAGAAGAACCUGUUAGCCUUGGAUCAGAGCCUGCAAGUACCUUCAAGUUAAUCCAGUCUGACUACUUGCAGCUUGCUGUAGAGACAGGAGCACUGGCCAGAGAGUCCAGAGCCUGGGGUUCUGGUCCCAGCCCUGUCACUGAUUCCUUAUUUGACCUUGGGAAAGUCUCUGUCCUUCUCUGGCUUCGGUUUCCCCUUCUGGAAUUGGCCCAGAAUGUCUCAGGUCCCUGCCAAUGCAAAUGGUCUAGAGCUCUGCUUGGGAGGAACCCCAAAUUAAAAAUUCUCAAAAGUAGGUCCUGUUCUUGAUUUGGGGUGAAACGGCUAUUUUCAGGACCAGUUGUACAUCUUUGGAACCAGUAGUUCCAGAGCUCAGAAAAGAGUUUACCAGAAACGAGGCUUUCCCAUCAGCUUCUAGAGUUUUUUGCCAAGAUCUUAGGGCUGAUGGAGGUGAUCUGUUAGCAUUCGUCAAGUUCCAGUGGCGAAGGUGAGUGGGGCUUAUGACAGAUGGGAAAUGGCAGGUGAGGGGUCACACAAGGGCCUGGCUUCUUGUCCUGUUCUCAUUCACUCUGCAUCCCAGGAAGUCCUUCCCUGUCUUUGGGUUUCAGUUUCCUCUGAGGAAGUUGUCUGGCUGGUUUCUGAGCCCCCUUUGAGCCCUGGAGUCUUGUGAUUCUAACGAAUUAUUUUUCAAAGUUGUAGUUUUAUCAUCUUCCCAAGGAUUUUAAUUUGUUUUUUAAUUCAAUAGGUGUUUCUUAAGCACCCACUGGUGAUAGGCAUUAUGGAUGCAGUUAGUAAAACCAGGUUUAGUCACUGCCCUCAUGGCACUUAAAGUCUUGGGGAGAGACAGACAGUGACCAAUCAGAUAAAGGCACAGUGGGCCUGACAAAGUGCUAUGACCAGAGGAUGAGUUUUCAACAGGUGGCUUGAACCUAGUCGGGGCCGGAUGGGGACAGCUUCUUCAAGGAAGUGACUCUUGAGCUAAGAUCCCAAGGGUGAUGAGGGGUUAACUAGGUGAAAGGGAUGAGAAAAGUGUUCCCAGAAGAGGAACAGCAUGUGCAAAGCCUCUGCCAGGAGGGCACAGGGUAUGUUUGAGCCCUGAAAGGAGCCAUCAUUGCUGUGAGGUAGGGCUGUCGAGGUUCAGGGCGAGCGAGACCCUGCAGAAUCUUGUCAUCCACGGAGACGGCUUGGGUCUUCCUGCUGAGAAUCAUGAGAAGCCUCUGAAGGAUUUUCAGCAAAGAAAGACAGCAUCAGAUCUGCAUUAAAAAAAAAGACUCCUCCGAAUACUAUUAGGAAGGGACAGAUGAUGGUGGAAGGGAUUGUGGAGGCAGAGGGGAGCAGAAGAGAUGAUGGGGCACCAGUGAGGAGAUGGUGAUGGAGUAAUGACAUCCUGAUGAGACACGAUGGGGGCCUAGCCAAAGCCAUGACGGUCCAGUGUGGUCAGACUCGGAAACUGUUUAGGAUUUUGAACCAACAGGAUGUGGCGACAAAGGGAAUGAGAAGUUGAAGCCAAUCCCGGCUCUCUGCGCAGGUGCAUCUGAAGGUGAGCUGGCCUCAGACCUACGUGUGUGUCCCAGCAGCUGCCCCCCUUGAUGCAGGCAGCCUGUGAGCUGGUCCCCAGUAAUACCCUGCUUCCUGGUUUUCCCACCCUUGUGUAAUUCCCUCCUGAGUGUGGACUGGACUUACUGACUUACAGCUAACAAACAGGAAACAUCAGAAGUGGUGGGUGAAGAGGUUGGUUCUAAAAGGACUGUGCCUUCCACCUUGGGUGCUUCUCUUGCUCCCUCUUCAUCCCUUGUGCUGGGGGAAGCCAGCUGCCUUGACGUGAGGCAGCUCUGUGGACAGGCCCGUGUGAGUGAGCUUGGACAUGGCUCUUCGGAGACCCGCCAACAACUAUGUGAGUGCGUUUGGAAUCCAGUCCUCCCCAAGUCAAGCCUCGACAUGUCUGCCACCAAGGCCGACAACUUGAUUGCUGCUUUGUGAAAACUCUUGACUUAGAACCACCCCGUUAAGCCACGUUCAGAUUCCUGAGCCACAGAAACUGAAAGUUUAUAGUUAUUUGUUAUUUCCAGCAGCUAAAUUUGGGGUAAUUGGUUAGGCAGCAACAGAUCGUCCAUACAGCCCUCCCUAACACAAGCUGGGAAGGGAAGGGUUAACCCCAGGGCCCCCAGGCUGCAAGGUCAAUGCCUCCAGCUUGAGGGACCGUUCAUUACAGAGCUACCGAGUUAUCUAGCGGCUCAGCCAACAUUUGGGUCUGCUGCCAGCUGGGCCUCAGCCCCCCUGUGGCGCCUGUCAGAGCAGGGGCCCCAGAGGGUGGGGGUGGGGGGCAUCCUGGAAACGGACAGAUUUAUUAACAGCCUUGGUUCCCUGCAUCUGCCUGUGGUGCUCCAGCUGCAAGUAAAGCUGGUGAGGCUCUAUGGCCAUGUCUCCGGCAGGGGUCAGGGCUGCCUCAGCUCAUGGAUUGCAGCAUCUUCAGGAGCUCAUGGCCCCCGGUUUGUGGUGUUUGGAGUCCAGAGGGAGGUGCCGAGAGGCUACCCCAAACCCCAGAGACUGCCAGUAACCACAGACAGCAUGUAUGCAGCACCUGCUGGGUGAUGAGCCCUUACAUUCACCAUCUCGUUUAAUCCUCACAAUAACCCUCCGAGAGUAGGAAGACCUAUUAGCUCCACUUUGCAGGUGAGGAAACCAAGGCUCAAGGUCAGGUAGCUAGAGAGUAUAGGACUGACUCCGAAGUCUGCAUGCUUAUGUGCCCUGCCUCCUGGGCCCCUCUGGUAAGGAUUAUGGAUUUGGUGGCUGAAUGGUAUGGGGGGAGCUGCUUCAGGGGAUAAGGUGGGAGAGUUGAGGAGCCCAGGCCCCCCAUGCCUGCCCCAGUGAAAGCAUCAUUAUUGGUCCGUGUUGUGUCUUUAAGGGACUGUGUCAAAUUUCACUUGAAAAACAGUUACAGGGACUUCACUGGUGGUGCAGUGGUUAAGAAACCACCUGCCAGAAACAGAGAUGCAGAUGUAGAGAACAAAC